ACCUUAAUUAAUAGUUCCAAUCCAUAUGGUAACGAUUAAAAUUCAUGUACACUAGUUUGAAUGACUGUUUUAAAACUAUGUAGAACCAAAACUUUCCAUAUAUAAUUAUCGAAAAAAAGAAAAAAAAAAAACUUUCCAUUUAUGACUUGCAAUAUGUGGAAUAUAUCACCAACAAUAUUCUGGAAAAUGGUUACAAUUUGCAAUUUUGUAUAUAAAAUCAUCAUAAUUUCAUUAUCCACUUGCGCACAACUCUCUAUAUCUCUCUGUCUCAACAUCUUCUAUAAAGUAGCAUAGUGAAGCUAGAAGGUGAAAAACUGAUCAUAACCAAAACUAAAAGUCCCAAAUGCGACUAACAGUAGCUAAAUUCACUGAGGUCUCGUCCUCAGGAGAAGCAACACCACCAAAGCCAGCACCAUGCAACACCCACCCCUGUCCCAAUUCAUGGUGGCCUUACUCCAACUCCAAGGAUUUCGAAGCCAACGCCUUCAUGAUCCUUGUCAUUCUCUUUUGUGCUCUCAUAUGCUCCCUCGCUCUCAAAGCCACCAUAUGCUGUUUUCUACGCUCUCGCCGCCCUCAUCCUCCACCUGACGCAACACGAGCAGCAGCUGCCCAGCCAAAGCCAACUCUCAGCACCAGUACCGUGUCCGCGGUGGAAGGGCUUCGUAUGGUUGUGUUUUCAUCAGGAAUGAAGCUGGCAGGGGCAGGGGCAGGGGCAGAGGCAGAGUGCACUAUUUGCUUGUCAGAGUUCGUCGAGGGAGAGGGGAUUCGGGUUUUAGACAGCUGCAACCAUGGCUUCCACAGCCAGUGCAUCCGGGAAUGGCUGUCUUCCCAUUCUUCCUGUCCCACUUGUCGUGCCACUUGUCACACCGCGUCCUCGUCCUCCUCUGCUGAGACUCAGAGGGAUCCUGCAUUGCUGUUGAGUACUCUUUGAUUUGUAUACUCUUUAUGGUAUGAAGUUUUCACUUGUUCUUUUCCUCUGCAUUGGUGGUGUUCGUUAUAAUUAACUACUAAAAAAGAUGGGACAUUACUGUGAAGUACUUAAUUUUCAGUUAU
This is a messenger RNA of Cornus florida, 1053 nucleotides long. Its product is annotated as RING-H2 finger protein ATL79-like. Lineage: Eukaryota; Viridiplantae; Streptophyta; Magnoliopsida; Cornales; Cornaceae. Gene Ontology annotation, biological process: protein ubiquitination. Gene Ontology annotation, molecular function: transferase activity. The record is from RefSeq and is a predicted model, not a curated record. The transcript has a single exon. Bases 344 to 931 code for a protein of 195 amino acids.